This is a messenger RNA of Boeremia exigua, 733 nucleotides long. RefSeq lists its product as uncharacterized. Lineage: Eukaryota; Fungi; Ascomycota; Dothideomycetes; Pleosporales; Didymellaceae. The record is from RefSeq and is a predicted model, not a curated record. The transcript has 2 exons. Bases 44 to 589 code for a protein of 181 amino acids.
GACAAGGAUUGCAAAGGAGGAGGCGGUUGCCAUUACCCCAUCAAUGUUUCUGAUUGGUUGCCUGCUUGCCAUGUGCCAUGUGGCCCACGACGGUCUUCUUGUCCCCUCAUCAUCUGCGACCUCACUUGAUCUUGAAUACUGCUUACAAUGGACAAUUGGCCAUGCUUCGUUUGGAUUGCUCCUCCCUUUCGCUCCUUUUUCGUUCUGUGGAAUCGCGAGUGUCAGGCCAAACAGUCAUCUCUGGGUCCGUGCGCGCUCAUCUUUUCGCAGAGGUGGCAUCUAUGAGGAUGAGAGCGAGUUGGAAUCCCGAGACCUGUCUCCUACCAUCAUGAGCCCUCGUGUUGACGUUGCGAGGGCUGACCAUACGUCCAGCAGUCGUAUCAACUUCGUCGACUUACCGCAACCUCAAGCACGCCGUAUCUGUACGAGAUGCAGCCGACAUGUUAGCGAUCUGAAGAGCUGGCUGGGACAUUCUGAGUCCCCUCUGUUGCAAUCGUUCUUCCACUUUCGCCCAGCCCGCAUUGCUAACUCGCGCAAAUGGCCUCCAGUCUUCUCCUUUGGCAAGCUGGUAAGUGCAAUGUGGGCAUGAACCACUGCUAUUGACCGAACCGAUAUUCUCCGCGUAGAGGCAAGGUGUGUAGCGAUUAUCGAUAAUGCGAGCACGGCAACAAGGCUCUCCAACGAUGCGUUCACGACCCCAAUGCGAACAGGUUCGAUGAUACACGUGCUCUGU